AUGUCGGUGGGUUGGGGCAGCCUGCCACUUCUUCCGCUGAGAUGUGUACUGGAACAUCUGAGCACGGAGGAUGCAUUGGCAGCGACGUCCGUCUGCCGCCACUGGCGCACCGCCCUUCUUAUGUACGAGGGACGCAAGGAAACAUUGAAACUAAGAGUGAAGCAACUGGACAAAAGUAUGUUCUUGACGCGCUUGUUUAGAAAAUACACGAGGCGUCUACACAUCUACAUUGACUGCAGCGAAGCAGAGCUUGAGGAUUUUAUUAACUAUGUACUGCCUCAAUUCUUCGACACGCAGAAGUUGAUUGAAGUGAUAUUCAUAGGUCCGAGCUAUAUAAAACAGAACCACCAUGCACCACUGGUUAAAUUAAAGAGAAAAAUAACAGAGAGCUUGCUGUUCAAACACCUCCACUGCAUACAGAGGUUGGCGUUUAUGGGUUGUGAGAUGAGCACCGCAAAGAAUGUCGAAAACGAGAAGUAUACGCACAAGCACUUCGACUAUUACUCGAGGCCGCUCUCGUUCAGCAGCGUCGCGCACCCCGCCGACACCGUGCUCUCCAGGUGCAAUGUCGGAUUGAUGGUGUUCUCUACACUGCAGCACAUAUCAGUCGAUUAUGACCACAUAAGCACGGAAGCCUUAGAAACGUUAUCCCACCUCACAUUGUUCAAGAAUCUCACACUCAAUAUCGCGCGAAGAAGGAAGUUGCUCCUGGAGCCUAUCGAUUGGCAUCGAUUAAACGCCUUCUAUCCGAACGGACUUGACGUCUCCGUUAACAUUAUUGCUCUACCAGCUCAAAAGCUGAAAGAUGUGAUGGAUAAGGUUCUAGUCGACGGAUUGACGCUCACUUCGUUGAAAGUAAUGUUUUGUAAAACGUUCUACGCACCACUUCUGAGGCACAUAGUGAGUCUUUAUAAGUCGACGUUGCGCGAACUGGUAUGGGUCGACUGCCCCGACGAUUCUUCGGACACCCAUAAUAGAGUUAUCAAAACCAGCCACGACGAUGAGUAUGACGUGUGCAACGUGAACCCCUUGAUACUGAUAUGCUGGCUGUGUGCCCAACUUCAAAGGCUUGUUAUACACGGUUACUGGGUGUGGCAGUACGACGUGGUGGGUUUCCUGCGGCUGCGCAAGUCGCUGCGGCGGCUGGAGGUGUCGGCGGUGGCGGGCGCGGGCGGGCGGCGCGGUGCGCGCCUGCAGCGUGGCGCCGCGCCGCGCGUGCUGCCCGCCGACGUGCCGCCGCCACUCGACGCGAGCUUCGUGCAGCACGUGAAUGAACACACUGAUUUCAAAUGGAAACCGUGUCCGUGGAGCAAACUCCAUCCAGGACUGCGCGCCCGAUCCACGCCCGAGCAACGGGCUGACUACGUACUGCAUGAAGCCAGGCAGACGUUGGGUGUUACGUAA
This is a messenger RNA of Parnassius mnemosyne (clouded apollo), 1404 nucleotides long. NCBI's taxonomy places the organism in Eukaryota, Metazoa, Arthropoda, Insecta, Lepidoptera, Papilionidae. The record is from the annotation of a GenBank genome assembly.